AUGGACCGGCACUGUGCUCUGGGCGUGUGCGUCUGCUCCGUGCUUCUGGACCUUCUGCUGUCGUCUCUGCUCCUCACCAAAGGCUGUGGCCUCUCGCCCUCAGAAUCCCUCGGGACAUCACGGCUGGUUCUGGCUCUGUGGGGGUCCGUGCUGCUCCGCUCCUGCCUGCUGCUGGGUGCGUGUGUGGGCGUGGCCUUUAACAGAGUGGAGGGGCCCGGCAGAGUGAGCUGGUCGUCCCCGGCGGUGCACUUUGUGGCCAUGGGGAUAGUGACGAUGGCUGUGUCCACUCUGCUGGUCCUGACUGAGGUGGACAGUCUGAAGAACCAGGCCUGGGAGCUCGGGCUCAUAUCCUGGAGCUGUGCCUCGUCUGUGGGGCUGGUGGCGCUGUGGAGUUUGCUGGGGAACACACAAGCAGAGGCAACUUCCCCGUCGUCACAGGCAGAAGACACUGAGCGGCUUCUGGACCCGCCCCAGGACCAGACCAGGUCUAAAGUCCUAGAUCAGAGCCAGGAUCCAGACCAGUCCAGUCCUGAAAAUGAAUCCGAGUCAGAGAAGGCAAGUUCAGGGGCCACACUGGGACGGCUGCUGUGGUACUGCAAAGAAGAUGGCGGCCUUCUCUCCGUGGCGACACUCUUUCUCCUCAUCUCUGCCAUCUGUGAGGCGUUUAUUCCGUACUUUUAUGGUGUGGCAAUCGACGGCAUCGUGGUUUCCCAGAGCAUGGAGCAGUUCUCCAAACCGGUGCUCAUUCUCGCCGCUCUGGCCGUGGGCAGCUCGUUGGCGAUCGGUGUGAGAGGAGGAGUCUUCACACUGGUCUUUGCUCGGUUAAACCUCCGUCUGAGGAACCACCUGUUCAGGACGCUCAUGAAGCAGGAGCUCGGCUUCUUCGACCAGAACCACACAGGUGACAUCCUGUCUCGUCUGUCUGCGGACACGACUCAGGUCAGUGAUCUGGUGUCUCAGAACCUGAACGUCCUCCUGCGCAGCGUCGUCAAAGCCACGGGUUUCUGCAUCUUCAUGUUUGGAAUGAGCUGGAAACUGACGCUGGUCUCCCUCAUGGGCUUCCCCUUCAUUGGCCUCGUGUCACAGGUUUACGGAGACUACUUCAAGUCUCUGACCAAAGAGGUGCAGACAACUCUGGCCGAGGCGAACCGCGUGGCUGAGGAGACGGUGUCCGCCAUGAGGACCGUGCGCAGCUUUGCCAACGAACACAACGAGGCAGAGUCGUACUACAGCAAACUCCUGCAGAUGUUCAGGCUGAACCGCAGACAGGCCCUGGCCUACGGCGUGUACAUGUGGUGCACCUGCCUGUCAGAGGUGGCCCUGGAGCUGGCGGUGCUGUACUACGGGGGACAUCUGGUGGUCUCAAAGCAGCUCACGUCCGGAGCCCUCAUCUCCUUAUUCAUCUACAUGUUGCAGCUCGGGGAGUGUCUGGAGAGUGUGGCGUCCGUGUACACCGGCCUCAUGCAGGGAGUGGGGGCGGCUGAGAAGGUCUUUGAGUACUUGGACAGAGAGCCGCGUCACUGUGCCGACGGGACCGAGGAGCCGGAGAGCUGCUCUGGACUGGUGGAGUUCAAAGACGUCACAUUCGCCUAUCCCACCCGACCGCAAACACCCAUACUCAAGGGUGUGUCGUUCACUCUCCGUCCUGGGAAGCUGACAGCGCUGGUGGGGCCCUCUGGUGGAGGAAAGAGCUCCUGCGUCAGCCUCCUGGAGAACUUCUAUCUGCCUCAGAGUGGACAGGUUUUACUGGACAAUAACCCGGUGCACAGUCUGCAACACCAGUAUCUUCACUCAAAGGUGGCGCUGGUGGGGCAGGAGCCGGUUCUCUUCGCUCGCAGUGUGGAGGAAAACAUUGCGUACGGUCUGAGUCACGUGACCAAAGAAAACGUGGUGCGAGCCGCCACGGAAGCCAACGCUCAUGAGUUCAUUUGCGAGCUGCACCGGGGAUACAAGACCAGCGUGGGUGAGAAGGGCGCCCAGUUAUCAGGGGGGCAGAAGCAGCGCGUGGCCAUCGCUCGAGCUCUGGUCCGGGACCCGCAGGUGCUGAUCCUGGACGAGGCCACGAGUGCUCUGGACGCUCACAGCGAACACAUGGUGCAGCAGGCUCUGAACUCGGUGAUGAAGGACCGGACCGUUCUGGUGAUCGCCCAUCGCCUCAGUUCAGUGGAAAAGGCCGACCACAUCGUCGUGAUCGAGGAGGGGGGCGUGGCCGAGCAGGGGACACACACACAGCUCAUGGAGAGAAGACAAGUUUACUACAGACUGGUCCAGCGACAGAUACUGGGACUCGAGGACCAGAAACCAGAGCUGAGACCAGAGCUGAGACCAGCAAAGGGCAGGCACAGGCGACAGAGCAGUGACGGGGAAGCAGAGUUUAUGUCUGGAUUCGAGAAGUAG
Molecule: messenger RNA, 2397 nt
Organism: Knipowitschia caucasica
Lineage: Eukaryota; Metazoa; Chordata; Actinopteri; Gobiiformes; Gobiidae
Source: the annotation of a GenBank genome assembly